This is a messenger RNA of Lolium rigidum, 1151 nucleotides long. RefSeq lists its product as uncharacterized. The transcript has 3 exons. The record is from RefSeq and is a predicted model, not a curated record. The coding region runs from base 123 to 1082 and encodes 319 amino acids. Lineage: Eukaryota; Viridiplantae; Streptophyta; Magnoliopsida; Poales; Poaceae.
GACGGCCAGUCGCCCAGGCCUCGACCCCAACUAACGCGCCGCCGCCCUCCACUUCCCGGAAUCCUUCUUCUAGUACCGGCUCGCCUCCCGCACGCCCCGUCCCACCCUGCCUGCGGACCAAGAUGUACCCCCUUGCUUCGUUUAACAGAACAUGGCGUCCUUUCGGAACCAAGAACUGGGAGAUGUAUAUGCCUCCGCCCAGACCUCAACCACAUGGACUCCUGACAGGAGCAGGACUUAACGGCCUUGAUUCUUAUUGGGAUGGCUCAUGUUGUGUUCAGUCGUUCUCGGAGUCGGUCACGGCGAGGCUAAGGAUAUGGUACGAGAAGGAAGCUGAGCUGGACGAAGAUUUGUGGUAUGAUCCUGCCUCAUUCGAGGUGAACCUUACUGAACUCAUCCACAUGGCUGCUGCACAUGGGGUGCUGACUCAAACUGGUUCGAGUGAAAUCGGCUUGGGGCUGUUGGCGGCCACUGUCGGAAUCCCGCUCGAAGGUUACCUGCUUCCAUAUCACCAUCAGCGGUCACCUCCGACGGCUGGUCGCACCACCUAUGCUCAUGGCAUUACUUCCACACUUUACAAGGCCGCUCCGCUGCAAUUGGGCGCAACAACCAAACAGAUUGAGGCAUCCAUGGCGUACCGCGAGCACUUGUGUGACUGCAUUGACAGAGGUCCUUUUCAUGCAUCAUUUCGAGUGCAGUCUCACUACUUCCAGCGCCGUCCACCACUUGAGCCCUACACACGCAGGUGGGAUGCUCCCACAAGGCUGUCGCGCCUAUCCCGCCAAGAGGAGUCGAUUCAGCCUGAACACAGCAUCACGCUCUACGGUUAUGAUUGCCCGAAUGGGAAUGUCAGCUCGCUUGUUCUCAAUUACCAGGAAAACGCCUUGGUUCAAGGUCACACACCUGAGCAGGGUCUUGCUAGGAGGCAUGUCAUUGAUGCAGAAGCAAUUGACUGGUAUGCAGAGCCAGAUGUCAGCAACGUCAGUUUCAACACCACUCUUGGCAGAUUUCCGGAGGAUACCAGACGCCCCAAGAGCAAGUGGGAGGAUGUCGUGGACUCAUUCCAGAGUUUGCUGUCGUGAACUGCUAUCUAAAUCGGCACUAUGUGGUUAUCCGUGUUCAUUUGAGCAUGUGGUAGGAAUAGUAUGUCG